Pundamilia nyererei is the source of this 9353-nucleotide messenger RNA. It is a transcript of the gene tanc2a, whose product is annotated as tetratricopeptide repeat, ankyrin repeat and coiled-coil containing 2a. The coding region runs from base 370 to 6222 and encodes 1950 amino acids. NCBI's taxonomy places the organism in Eukaryota, Metazoa, Chordata, Actinopteri, Cichliformes, Cichlidae. The transcript has 29 exons. Gene Ontology annotation, molecular function: protein binding. Gene Ontology annotation, cellular component: dendritic spine. The record is from RefSeq and is a predicted model, not a curated record. Gene Ontology annotation, biological process: regulation of dendritic spine morphogenesis.
UCGACCGGAGGAGACUCAUGCCACCGGAGCUCUUCAGACGUCAGCUCGUGCUCACCGGUGGAAGGAGAAUAAUGAGCGUAAUAUAACCAGUCCAUCUACUGAUAAAAAGAUAUUAAUAUCCGGUAAUGAACGGGGAAUUUGGGAAGUGUGGGAAUCCGCCUCGCGCACAACAACGGGUCCGCUGGUUUGUACCGGGGUUUUACGGAGGAGGAUACACCGAGGGCUGGAUAUUAACCCGACCGUGACCGACCUAUUAUCCACCGGUCAGACGGUUGUUAUUCUCAUCGCCGCUGAAUUGAGGAAAAACAACACUUAAGGAGUGUUGACAGGAAGUGUGCGCAUGUGUGUUUGCUGACAUCGUGAGCAAUCAUGUUCCGGAACAGCCUGAAGAUGCUACUGGGCGGCAAAGGUCGCAAGAACAAUACCAGUGGUAACACGGACUCAGAGGCAUCAGAAGUCAGGAUGAUCGAAGGAUUCACUCGUUCACUCCCCUCCUCUCCUCUCCUUAACCUUCGCCUGGGCAAGAGACCUGGUGAAGAUGAGGAGUUAGGACCACCCCCCUCAGUAGAUGAGGCAGCUGAUGCCCUGAUGACGAGGCUUGGUUUUCUACUUGGAGAAAAGGUCAUCAGUGGAGAGCCAGGCUCCCCUUACCAUGCUCAGGAUGGGCAGAGGAUGUCUCCUUCUUCCAGUCUGGCUAGUAGCAACACCUCGCCCAGUUCCACACUGCACCCUCCCACUGGUGCUGAAGGCAGUAGUAACAACAAGCACGCCUCCCCGAACCACGCCUCCGUCACCUCCCCCACCUCAACACUGGAGAGCAGAGACAGUGGGAUCAUAGCCACGCUGACUAGCUAUUCUGCUGACUCAGCUGCAGAGAGGGAUGACGGCGCUAAGUAUGCAGGAGAAUGUUACCAUGGCAGCAGUCUCAACCUGUGGCAGCAGGGGGGUCGACCAGUGGUGGCGUCCACUUCGUCUACCAGUGUGGUAGCGUCAGGAAGCAGAAAUGAGGGUUUUCUAUAUAGGGUGGACGACAGCAUGGCUGCCUCCACUUACAGCCUAAACAAACUCCACCCAGAUCGAGGCACUGGCCUCACCCAGUCAUCAGGUUCCACCCAUUCCAUCCCCCUCUACUUCAUGCCUCGCCCUAAUUCGGUUGCUGCCACUAGUUCGGCCCACCUUGAAGACCUGGCUUAUCUUGAUGAGCAGCAGAGACACAUCCCUUCAAGGACAUCCCUCAGAAUGCCUAGACAGAAUUCUGGGAUUCGUAGUCAACAGGACCACAGAGCAGUUCGUUUCACUCCCUCUCUGAACCUGAAGCCGCUUCACUUUGAGGUUCCUGGUCUCUCAUCUGAUUGGCUCUUCACCGGCAGGGAGUGGCUCUUCCAAGAAAUGGACACCUGCCUCCGCAGUGAUGAUCCAGCAACCAGCCGGGGCGCGGUUAUCAUCGGCAACAUGGGAUUUGGCAAAACGGCCAUCAUUGCUCGCUUGGUGGCACUUAGUUGUCAUGGAAACCGUAUGUGGCCAAAUGCUUCUAGCAGCCAGACCAUAAACAAACAUGUGGAGACUUUUUCCCACGACUCCCUGGGAAGAGGUGGAGGAGGAGAUGAAGGGGGGUCAGGAGAAAGCUGUCCAGGCACACCAGAAAUGAGGAGGAGACAGGAGGAGGCGCUGAGGAGGCUCGCGGGACAGGUAGUCUCAUAUCAUUUCUGUCAGGCCGAUAACUGCCACACCUGUCUCGUUCCGGAGUUUGUCCACAACAUGGCGGCUACAUUAAGUAGCGCACCUCAGCUGGCCGCCUAUCGUGAACUACUGCACCGGGCGCCACAGCUCCAGAGCAUGCUCAGUCUGCGCUCCUGUAUCCAGGAUCCGAUCUCUGCCCUUCAGAAAGGAAUACUAGAACCGCUCGAUGCUCUCUACAGAGAAAAUAAACUGCAUGUAGAAGGGGCGGGCCUUAUUGUACUGAUUGAUGGGCUAAACGAGGCAGAGUUCCACCGGCCGGACUACGGCGACACGCUGACCUCCUUUCUAUCCCGAACCAUCCAGAGAUUUCCUUCCUGGCUGAAGGUCAUUACCACUGUCAGGACCAGUCAGCAGGACAUCACUCAUUCUCUGCCCUUUCACCGCAUCUCUUUAGACCGAAUGGAUGAGAAUAGCGCCAUAGACCAGGACCUGCAGGGUUACCUGAUGCAGCGUAUCCACAGCAGCACUGAGAUCCAAAGCAAUGUGUCACUGAGCAAUGGCCGCCUCGAUAACACUGCACUGUCCAAACUGAUCAGCCACCUGAAGAGCCUGAGCAGAGGCUCAUAUCUCUAUUUAAAACUGAUCCUGGACCUGAUAGAGGGGGGAUACCUCGUUCUGAAGAGCUCCAGCUUCAAGGUGGUUCCUGUGAGUCUAGCAGAGGUUUACCUGCUGCAGCUCAACAUGCGCUUUCCCACCCAGUCGUCCUUCCAGAGAGUUCUACCUUUACUCAACGUUACUGUGGCAUCGCUGCACCCGCUGACUGACCAGCAGCUGUUUGAGGUGGUAAAUGCGGGCACCCUGGCCGGAGGUUCGCUGGAGUGGGCGGAGUUCUCACAGCGCCUGGAGCAGCUCUCCUCGUUCCUUUUGCGGCGCAGCGACGGCAGUCGGAUGCUAAACCACACCUCCUUCAGGGAGUGGCUCAUGUGGAGGGAGGAGGGCCAGGAUGACCGGUUCCUCUGCGAUCCCAGGAGUGGCCACACUCUCCUGUCCUUCUGGCUCUGCAGACAGGCAGGAAAGCUGACCCGACAGCAGACACUGGAGCUCGGGCAUCACAUCCUGAAGGCGCACAUCUACAAGGGCCUGAGUAGGAAGCUAGGGGUUUCCUCCUCAGUUCUGCAAGGGCUGUGGCUGUCAUACAGCACCCAGAGCCUGAGCCCUGUUCUUGCGUCACUGCGCAACCUCUACACCCCCAAUAUCAAGGUGAGCAGAUUGCUGAUUAUGGCCGGGGCUGAUGUGGAUUACUGUAGCGAUGUCCUGAACAACGCCCCCCUGCUGUGUGUCCACGCUCACCUGGGCCACACUGAUGCUGUAGCACUGCUGCUUGAUCAUGGAGCACAGCUGGAUGCUUGGUCACAUGACGGUUUGACUGCACUGGGAUUCGCUGCUGCAGCUGGUCACCUGGAUAUCGUCACAAUGCUGAGUCAGCACAGAGCCAAGGUGGGUCACGUGGACGGCUCCGGUCGGUGCGUGCUGGUUCACGCAGCCCAGCGAGGCCACCUCGAGGUGCUGCGCUUUCUCCUAAAGAGGGCGGAGUGGAGUUGUACUACCUGCUGUGGACAGAAGGGGGCAAGCAGGAGCCAAGCAGUGCAGCAGGCUUUGAUUGCUGCAGCCAGCAUGGGACACACAGAGAUGGUGUCAUACCUAUUGGACCUUCCAGAGGAAGAUGAAGAAGGGGAGGAGAGACCUGAGAUCAACACAUAUGACAGUCUAUGGGGAGAGACAGCUCUGACAGCAGCAGCAGGAUGUGGCUGUCUGUCUGUCUGCAGGCUCUUGUUGGAUCAGGGGGCAGCUGUGGAGCAAGGAAACAAGCAGGGUGUCACUCCACUUUUCAGCGCCGUGAGACGAGGUCACUGGCAGGUGGUGGAGUUGUUUCUGAAUCAGGGGGUGGAGGUGAACAUGGUGGACCAGCAGGGGCGAACAUCUCUGAUGACUGCAGCCUCAGAGGGACACAUGAGCACUGCCCAGCUGCUGCUGGAUCAUGGAGCCUCCCUCGAACAGACCGACAGAGAAGGGCUAACGGCACUGAGCUGGGCGUGUCUAAAAGGCCAGCUCUCAUUGGUCAGAGAGCUUGUGGAGAGAGGAGCAGCCACAACUCAUGCAGACCGCAAUGGACGCACGCCUCUGGAUCUGGCUGCAUUCUGCGGAGACCCAGAUGUGGUGCAGUACCUUGUGGAUCACGGUGCGUCAGUGGAGCAUGUGGACUGCAGCGGGAUGCGCCCUCUGGAUCGAGCAGUCGGCUGCAGAAACACUUCUGCAGUCAUCGCUCUACUGAAAAAGGGAGCCAAAAUAGGACCUGCAACCUGGGCCAUGGCGACCUCUAAGCCAGAUAUCUUAAUGGUUCUGCUCAGUAAAUUGAUCCAAGAAGGAGAUAAAUUGUACAAGCAAGGUAAAGUGAGGGAAGCCGCUCACUCCUAUCAGUCAGCUCUCCAGAAGUUUCCAGGAGACGAGCUGAAGACGUUCAAACAGCUCAGGGUGUGCGUGCUGCUCAACCUGUCACGCUGCCGCCGCAAGAUGAACGACUUCAGCCUUGCUGAGGAGUUUGCUACCAAGGCCCUGGAGCUAAAAGCCAAAUCUUAUGAAGCUUUUUAUGCCAGAGCCCGUGCCAAACGCAGCCGCAGACAAUUCCACGCUGCUUUGGAGGACCUGAUUGAAGCCAGCCGUUUGUGCCCAUCCAACCGGGAGAUUCAGCGCCUGCUGUCACGGGUCAAAGAAGAGUGUCGGCAGGCUGCACAGCAAAAGGACACUCAUCCUCCAUCAUCUAAUCACGUCUAUCAGCAGAACAUGUCCAUCAGCGAGGCCAGGUCUAGAGAUUCAGGUUGUUUGCAGGUACAGGAUAGAGAGGGGCUUACAGAGGAAGAGGAGGAAGAGGAGAAAGCAGAGAGCAGUUUCAGGGAAAGAGACUCCUCUCCCUGUCACCUUCAACCUGCGGUUCAAAGUCUUGACACCCGCUGCCACUCUGGGGUACCAUCGCCCUCCUCCCUUUCCCCCACUCAUCUGUAUCAUCACCUCCCCAGUCCCACCCACGCAACCUCCCUUUCUUCACCUAGUCACUCUGCACCUCCCCCUCCUUCCACAUCUUAUCACGAUUUCAGCCCUACUUCCUCCCUAAUCCAGCAUCAGCAGCGAGGUGGCAUAGUGUCUGAAAGUAUGCCUACAUUGUCCGAAAGUGGAGGUGUACAAAACUAUCCACAGUCUGACUUAGAUCAGAACCAGGGAGUCCAGCGUCACCCCCAUCUGGCUGGUCAGAGGUUCCAGAAGCAGAACCCCGUCCAAGGCCACUGGCUCCAACCAGCCAAAGCACAGGUGGUCCGAACCAAUCAGCCCAGUUCUUCUACCCACUCCAGCAUGGUUUUGGGAAGUUCUGCAUAUUCCCAGUUCGCCCAUCUGCCCAAAGAACUAGCAGAGCUUGGGGAAGGCUUUUGCUCAAAUCCUAUGGAUGUCAGGCCUAGCCCAUUGGCUCAGCCUGGUCUGAGCUCUGGAGCUUCUUAUGUACAGGAUGAAGAAGAAGAAGUUGACCUGGUUAGCCAGGCCAGAGGCACAUCUGGCUAUGGGAAAGCAGCAGGAGCCGAGUGGGCGGGGGUAAACCGUUUUGGCCAGUCCCGUCAGUUCAGCCGUAACCAAUCCAAAGCAGCCUACUACCCUUUGGAAGUUACAGAGGCAGCAAUGGGGUCUUCAGAUAGGCUUCAGUCAUCGCACGAUUAUCAGUAUCAACACCAGGGUGGUCUUCGACGUCCACUCAGUGCUCACCCAACCUCCUCCUCUGGUCAUUCCCCUAGGCCUCUCAUCCAUUCCCAGAGUGUCAGCGUCCGUUUCUCCCCCAGCAGUGGUAGUCUUGCUACUGGACAGCCAGCUAAUCUUGGGCCAGGCUUUAGGACAUCGGCCUCUGUUCAGCACAUGGAUCUACCUUCAGAUCUGGCCUCUGCUAGAAGCAUUAGUGGUUACCAUGAUGAUAACUUCCUGAUCGCCUCUCCCCAGUCUGAAAUAUGCAUGUCAGGAGGCGGGACUUACCCUGGAGAGGUGGGACGUUCAUCUAGGAACACUCCUUUUAUGGGAGUAAUCGACAAGACGGCAAGGGUGCACCAGCAGUAUCAGCAACAGGCUCCGUCCAGCUCAGCGUCCUGUCUCAGUCCGUCUCGCUCCUGGGCCGUGUCUUCAGUGGACACAGUUGUCACUUCGCCCAGCAAAAACCCCCCUCCACCCCAGCUCUCAUCCUUUGCCUACCACAACCGCAGCAACAACAAUGCCCACAAUGGUCACGCCUCUUAUGAUAACCAGCUGGACUUCUAUGACGUGACGCCAGGAAAUGUUCACCAGGGUGAGGGCUCAGUGCAGGUUGCCUGUCAGAAUCUCUCCUACAUGGAUGUGAAGGUGGCUCGGACGCUGCCCAUGAUCCACAGCUGCUCGGACAGACCGACUGAGAGACGUACGGGUCCUACGUCUCCGGUUAAACCAAAAAGACCCUUUGUAGAGUCCAAUGUGUAAAGACAAUACAAGAACAUUAAUGAAAAGUGGUAUAAAUGAAGUCACUGUACCGAUAUACUGGAAGACUGUUCUUGAAACAAAGUAAUGUCAAGUUCCUACAUUUAGUACUUGGAAUGUUUAUAAGAGCAAGACACACCAAGUUCAGACUGGGUAAAAGCUUUUGUUUUCAUUUGGUUGUAUUUGUUAGUAUGCUUCAGAGAACUCCACCUCACUUGCUAGGUUAAGUGAUUGCUCUAUGUUGUUUUUGGAAAGAGUGCCACUUCAUCUUAGGCAUACUGACUCCUUCAUGGUGAAGAUGCCUAACCUAUAAGAACGGCAUGGAACAUAUUCACCAAUAAUGAACUGGUUCUGCCAUUUGGAAGUGAAACAUUAACAGGUGUUCACCUCACAAAGCACAAGAACGAAGAAGAUAAUUAUGGAAUAAGACUGUAUUCUUCUUCUUGCACAAUUCUGGCUUGAAUUACAUUUUAAAACUGCAGUUCAAGUCUAAAUGGUGACGUCCAGACAGGAGAGAAAAAGCACCGCAAUUACCUUUGCCUGCUGCCGACGCCUUUAAUAAAGAUCUCAUUUCAAGAUUGAAGCGCUUAAAUAACACAGACUUGAAAGAAAUGGACGAAUCCAGGCUCGCGUCAUUGUACCAGUCAAACGCUUGUUAGUGACCCAGACCCAAGCCAUAGUUUGAGAAACUCGAAAAUACUGUCAUUGAAUAAACACUGAGUUUAAAAAAAAAAGGAGAAAAAAUUGUAUUUAUCUUUUUAAGUUAUGUCUGUAUUAAACUGUAAAGUUUCUUUUUGUUUUUUCUUAAAACGGUAUUCCUUUGGGAUUUGCCAUCGUGUUUAUUUUGGGGGAUCGUCUGUGAGAACACGUAAACUGAAACUUUAGAGUUUUAGUUUACAUGAAGCAGAAACUCUAAAGAUGUUGGGUUAACAUUGGUCUCUUUCUGGGUUCAAUUAGAACGAUAUAGCGCAUUUGUAAAAAUUGGAUUUUUUGGAAGGGUCAUCCAUUCAGCCUUUUUCUGUGCUCUCUGAAGGCCUUUUAUAUUCUGUAGUCCUAAUGGUCUAAUUAUGCAAACCAUAUGAUUCCAAGUGAUACACCAGGGCUCUUCAUACUGUAUUAUGUUGGAAACAUUUUGCUUGUAUGUGCCUCGGUUGUCAGUACUGUCAGUCACUCUCACUCUGACCAUUAACUUGGCUUGACAUGUCAUUUCUGGAUAUUUGUCCUCAACAAUGUGCAUUUGAACUCUUUGGAUGGUGUUGUAUGUUUUUCUUGCCUUUCCAAAGAUAACUGUGUAAAAUCCCAAUGAAACAAUCUAUUUAUCUGUGCGAAACCAGCUUAAUUUAUGACCAUGCCAAGCUAACUAUCUUACCACCAACAGCAGCCACAGAGCCUUACCAAUGAGGCCCAAAAAUGUACCAUUAUUCAACUACAUUCAUUUACUGUAUUGAGGUUUGUUUGUUUUUCAAAAACUAAAGUUCAGUUCACUCUUUUCAUCUUAUCAUCCACUGUGUAUUUCACAGUCAGAUCAGAAUCUUAGCCUCACAAACAUUAGCAUACGUAGCCGUGUGUUUACUUACUCUUCAGAUGGUUCCUCCAACUUUGGUGUGUUUCUGUGCUUGUUAUAAACGCCUGCGCUCAGAAAAAGUUUAAAAUCUUCAAACAAAAUGUGAAGAAACAACUUCUCCAAAACAUGUACAUUGUACUGUGUUGGAGUAACACCAUCUUAAGUUGUACUAGAGCCAGGCAGGACUUUUCAUGUGAAAUCGGUUUGUACCAUGAGCUGGUGCAGUGAAUCAAUAUAACCUUUAUUUAAUAAUGUUCUUAUUUAUAGUGCUGUUCUGGGAAAAGGCAAAUUCUCUUGAGGCAACAAGGGCAGAAAUAAAAAGAGACAAGAAAAGUUUUUUAAAAGUGGUGAAAGUUUUUGUUAGAAUUUGCAAAGUAUAAUUAAAAAAAGGAAGUUUAGGUCAGAACAUAGACCUAAAUUUGGAUGUUAAAUAGGAAAAAAACUGUCGUAAUCAAAGAUGAUAAUUAAAAUGUUUGUCUGCAACAAAUGAUUUUAAGUCAAUAAUCAAAAGUCUUAUUAUAUAACAAACAUUUAUAGUUGUCGACAGUGUUUCUGCUUAUGUGAUAUCAAAGACUAGGCGUCAGUAACAGUAACUGUGACAUCAAAAAAAGUUUUCCUUAUUGUGCCACGUUACUGGGUUUUAAAAGUCGUUACUUUGAAUGGAAAAUGCGUUUUUCUUAUCGUACCUUAGAUGCUAGGGCUAACAAACAUCUGCUGCAAUACAGAAAUUACACUGUUUCUUUUUUGCGUUUCCCAAAGCGAUCACCAUCUACUUGGGAUUUUGAAUGUUACCAAUUUUUAGCACGCUAUCGUUUAUGAAUCCAUCAAGCACAUGCUUAUUUAUGUCUUUACAAGGUUUUCCUUUCAAACCAGUAGUUUGCCUAGCUUGCUAAAACAGACAACAUAUUUAUGGCAAAAGACACGGUUUACUGCUCAAAAUGCUUUUGUCUAUGUCAGCAAGGAAUGAUUUAACUUUUCCAUCUUAACCUUGUUAACGACAAGGGGAGGUGGCUAGCUGAAUAUUUAAAAGAGGGACAAGUUUCACUUUAAUCAUAUAUUAAGAUCAGGCUUCUUUAAAAAUGUCUUUUAUAAACAUGAAUGCCAGUUUUUGUACAUUUGUAGUGCUUUUUUCCCCCCAAACUUCUCACUUUCAGUUGCUGUUGCUGAUGAAACAAGUGAUGUCUGACACAGCACACACAGUACAGUCUCUGACCACUGCCAUCAUCUCGUACUGCUCAGGGGACUGCAGCUGUGAGAUGAUAUUAGCAAUUUGAUGUUCAAAGUGAAAACGUGGAAAAUCUGUUAGCAAAACUGUGCGUUGUGCAUCACAUGUAGGAUGUUUACCUUCUGUCUGCAUUGGUGCCUGACUGUGAAAUAUCCCGUCAGAACAGAGCCAAGUCAGUGUGUACUUUGGGCUCUUUCACAGUGUGUAAGAUGAGCUUACAUUUAAAACCAAGGAUGGUGACGAGAAGAGCUUCAUUAUCAAACAUUUCAAGCAACAUGAAUGUGUUUUUGGCUCAUGUGGAAUCACUGAGUUAGAAAGAGGAAUAAAGCUGAAUAAAAGACUGAA